AGAAAUUUUCCAGAUGACUUCCAGUAACGACCAGAGUUGGAUUUCAGUGUUACAAAGUAAAUCCAAUGACCUGCCUCAGAUGACAUCUGGUGACCUGCAGACAUUUUCUGAAGGGCCUGUGUUGAGUUUUCAUAACAUCUGCUAUGGAGUAAAAGAGAAGAGUCACUUUCUCCUCUUUUGGAAAACAAAUGAGAAAAAAGUACUAUCAAAUAUCAAUGGGAUCAUGAAACCUGGCCUCAAUGCCAUCAUGGGACCCUCAGGGGCAGGCAAAUCCUCGUUGUUGGAUGUCUUAGCUGCAAGGAAGGAUCCACGUGGAUUAUCUGGAAAAGUCUUGAUAAAUGGAGCACCUCUACCAACCAGUUUCCCACGUAAUUCAGGUUAUGUGGCAAAAGGCGAUGCUGUGAUGGUCACUUUGACGGUGAGAGAAAACUUAGAGUUCUCAGCAGCUCUUCGACUUCCAACUGUGACAGAUCAUGAAAGAAAGGAACGGAUUAACAAGGUCAUUCAAGAGUUAGGUCUGAGUACAGUGGCUGAUUCCAAGGUUAGCUCUAGUGGAGAAAGAAAAAGGACCAGUAUAGCAAUGGAGCUAAUCAUGGAUCCUUCCAUCCUGUUCCUGGAUGAGCCCACAACUGGUUUAGAUUCGAGCACAGCAAGUGCUAUCGUUUUGUUCUUGAAAAGGAUGUCUCAGCAGGGACGAACAAUCAUCUUCACCAUUCAUCAGCCUCGGUAUUUCAUCUUCAAGCUGUUCGACAGCCUCACCUUAUUGGCCUCAGGAAAACUAAUGUUCCACGGUCCUGCACAGGAGGCCUUGGGGUACUUUGAAUCAGCAGGUUACCAGUAUGAGCCCUACAACAACCCUGCAUACUUCUUUCUGGACAACAUUAAGAGAGACUCCUCUACUGUAGUAUUAAAUAGAAAGGAAGACGACUGUGAAGCCAACAGGGCUGAACAGUUUUCCAAGACAGAAGAGUCGGUCAGAGGCACCUUAGCUGAGUUUUAUGCCAACUCCUCCUUCUACAGAGACACAGAAGCUAGAUUACAGGAGCUCUCAGAUGGUCAGAAGAGGAGCUCCGCCUUUGAGGAGGUCGCUGAUGUCACCUCCUUCUGCCAUCAAUUCAGAUGGAAUCUCUGGCGUGCAUUCAAAAACUCUCUCGGUUUUCCCUUCAUCACUCUUCUUCAGCUGUUUGCCACAGUCAUUCUGGGACUGAUUGUAGGUGCCACCUUUCUUGUGCUAAAAAAUGAUUGUACUGAAAUCCAGAAUAGAGCCUGGGCACUGUAUGUGCUGAUUGCCUUCCAGUGUUUCAGCAGUGUGACAGCUGGGGAGAUCUUUGAGCUCCAGAAGAAACUGUUUAAACACGAGUACGUCAGUGGAUACUACAGAGUGUUGCCUUAUUUCUUUGGAGAACUCUUAUCUGAAUUACUACCCAGGAGGUUUUUGCCAAGUGUCCUAUUUAAUUUUAUACUAUACUUCAUGUUAAGGUUGAAACUAGAUGUGGAGGCUUUCUUCAUGCUGAUGUCUAUUGUCUUACUGGUGGCUUAUGCCACCAGUUCCAUGGCCCUGGUGCUGGGAGCAGGGGAGAAGGCAAUGGACAUGAAGACAUUUCUUGUGAACCUCUAUUUUGUGUUUAUGAUGGUUUUCUUGGGUAUGUCACUGAAUUUUGGAACCACAAUACCGUGGCUCUCAUGGUUUGAGUACUUCAGUAUUCCUCAUUAUGGCUACAUGGCUUUGCAGCAUAAUGAAUUUUUGGGACGAAACUUCUGUCCAGGACUCAGUACAACAGAAAGCAGUGGCUGCACCAGCUAUGUGAUAUGUACCGGUGAAGAAUUCUUGACCAUCCAGGGCAUUGAUCUCUCGCCUUGGGGCUUGUGGAAGAAUCUCCUGAGUCUGACUUGUAUGAUUCUUGUGUUCCUCACAGUUACCUAUCUAAAACUGGUAUUUCUCAAAAAAUAUUCUUAAAUUCUCCUUUAAUUUACCAUGAAUUACCCUCACAUUCAAAAGGAGCACCUGGAUUUAUUUUAAGUAUCCAAUGAAGACAUCUUGUGGUCUUGGGUUCAGCUGCCAUCACACUGUUGUAUAGUAACAAUUAUUAUCAAUAGAAACAUUCAGAAAAAUCACAACAAACUGUAUUAUACAUGAAAGAACCCAAGCUAAACACUAACAAGAUUAUGCAUUACAUAUUAGUUCAUCUCUACAGACAGUAACCAAGAAGGAAAAAAAAAAAAAUUUUAUUGACCUAAAAUGGAAUUCUAGAAAAUGCUUGUCAAGUGAAUAAUAUCUCUAGUAUCAGUAUUCUCAUCUUCAAAAUGAAUAAGCCAGUUGAUAGUCCUCCAGUUUUAAUUGUCUGUGAAUCUCUGAUCUGCCAUUGUUGAAUAAGUAAUACAUAUAUGAAGCUUUAUGAAAGUACUAAAUCUAAAAUAUGUUAGAAAAAUCAGUAUUAUUUCUAGGAUAAGAAAAGUCAUGAUGACUGAGAAACAUGUCUUUGAUAAGCUUUUUGAGGUUGGUGGAAUUCACUGAUACUUUCCUUGUGGAAUUGUAAGAGCUCAGGAGUCUUGGCUGGGGGCUUAGGGCUACAGGAGCAGUAGAGAGCCAGGGGUCUGGAGACAUGGCUUUUGUGCCAUUUCUGGAACAUUCUGUUCUGAAGUCACUUCACUUCCUGGCAUGAUUCAGUGGUAUAUACUCUGGUUGCACCCUUAUCUCCUGCGGAGCCUUGCUAUGCUACACGGCUGGCCCUGCCUGUCCCACCACGCAGCUCCUGAAGAGCCAUCUCUGUGACGAACUUGCCAGAGCUGGAUUUUACCAUUUCCAAGAUCCUCUCACCUCUGAAAAUGUUGCAUUCGUGGUUUAAUAACUUGUGUAUCUCUGCUUACACAGAGUCCUCCCACCUCUUGUAACACCUCAUUUAUUUCCACAGGCCGCCUUUGCUAGGAAUGGGAAGUAUUUACCAGUGCUAUGAAAGUGUUUUUAUACAGGAAAAUUAUUGAUUUUUGUAUGCUGAUUUUGUAAUCUGCUAUUUUACCAAAUUUGUUUUUAGCUCUAACAAUUUUUUAGUGGAGUUUUGGGAUCUUCUAGGUAUAGGAUCAUACCAUCUAUAAACUGGUAUUUUGACUUCUUCCUGUCCUAUUUUUAUUCCUUUUAUUUCCUUCUCUUGCCAAAUUGCUCUGCCUUGAAUGUCUAGAGCUGUAUUAAAUAGGAAUGGUGAGAGUGAAUAACCUUGUCUUGUCCCAAAUUUAAAAGGAAAUGCUUUCAAUUUUUCCCCAUUUACUAAUGAGGUUGCAUUUGGAAUUUUUUUAAACUUUAUUUUAUUUGUUUAUUUUUUAUGUGAUGUUGAGGAUUGAACCCAGUGCCUCACACAUGCUAGGCAAGCACUUUACCACUGAACCACAACCCCAGGCUAGGGGUUUUUCAUAUAUAGCCUUAUGAUGUUGACAUAGGUUCUUUCUAUCCCUAGUUUUUUCUGUAUUUUUAUCAUGAAUGGGUGCCAAAUUUUGUCAAGGGCCUUCUCUGCAUCUACUGAGAUUACGAAGUGAUUUUGGUCCUUAAUUUUGUUUAUUUUAUGAAUUUUAUUUAUUCAUUUACAUAUAUUAAAUCAUUCUUUUAUCUCUGGAAUAAAACCAACUUGUUCAUGGUAUACAGUCUUACUAGGUUGAACACAAUUUGCUGACAUUUUAUUAAGUAUUUUUGCAUCUAAGUUCAUCAGGGAUAUUGGUCUGUAGUUUUCUUUGCUUGACAUUUCCUUAUCUGGCUUUGGUAUGACUGUGAUAUUACAGAGGAUGAAUUUGGAAAUGUUCUUCCUCUUUCUAAUACAUAGAAUAAUUUGAGGAGUAUUGACUUUAGUUCUUCUUUAAAGGUUUGGUAAAAUUCAGCUGAGAAACCAUGUGGUCCUGGGCUUUCCUUGUUGGAAGAUUUAUUAGUGCUGGUAUCUUAUUACAGGUUACUAGUCUUUUUAGGUUUUCUGUGUCCUCUUGAUUCAAUUUUGGCAGAUUGUAUUUGUCUAGAAAUGUAUACAUUUCCUUUAGCCUUUCCAAUUAGAGUAUAAGUUUUCAAAAUAAUAUGUAAUGAUCUGUUGCAUCUGAGAUGUCUGUGGUGAUUUCUCCUUUUUCAUCUCUAAUUUUAUUAAUUUUGGUUUUCCUUCUUUUCCUUUUGGUUAGUUUGGCUAAGGGUUUAUCAAUCUUGUUUAACUUUUCAAAGAUCCAACUCUUUGUUUCAUUGAUCCUUUUUAUUUUAUUUUUUUCAAAUUUGUAAUACACAUCCAUCAAUUAGUUUUGAUUCUAAUCUUUAAAUAUAUAACCACUCCUCACUCAGAGUUCCCUAUGUUCACACUUCUUCAGUCCAUAGAAACAUUUAUAUCUAUAUUUAGUCACAAAGUAUGCCUACCAAAACAACCAAAAUUAUUGAUACCUACUUUUUCAGUUAAUAAGGAUGUAGAUAUAUUCUUUUAUAUUUGUCCUCCCUUUUAUUGUAAUAAUGCCUUUUUAUAUUUUUUAUUGUAUUAAGAAACACAUAAUAAAAAUUAAU
This is a messenger RNA of Sciurus carolinensis (gray squirrel), 4516 nucleotides long. RefSeq names its product broad substrate specificity ATP-binding cassette transporter ABCG2-like. NCBI's taxonomy places the organism in Eukaryota, Metazoa, Chordata, Mammalia, Rodentia, Sciuridae. Gene Ontology annotation, molecular function: ATP binding; ABC-type transporter activity; ATP hydrolysis activity. The record is from RefSeq and is a predicted model, not a curated record. The transcript is spliced from 15 exons. Gene Ontology annotation, cellular component: plasma membrane. The coding region runs from base 14 to 1957 and encodes 647 amino acids.